This is a messenger RNA of Panicum virgatum (switchgrass), 823 nucleotides long. RefSeq lists its product as uncharacterized. The record is from RefSeq and is a predicted model, not a curated record. The transcript has 2 exons. Bases 233 to 541 code for a protein of 102 amino acids. Lineage: Eukaryota; Viridiplantae; Streptophyta; Magnoliopsida; Poales; Poaceae.
GUCCACUCACUGGCACCAAGAAAAGGUGAUUUCUGAACUUUUUUUUAGUCUUUCGCAUUGUCAUAUCAAGCUGAUGCUAUCACUAAUGUAGGAAGAGAACAAAAAAAAGAGCAAAGUGAAGGCUCGGAGGAAAAAAACCAAGAAAGGUACUACUACUAUUGAAUCAAUAACAACUCCAAGGACCAAAGCAGCUGUUGCAAGGGAAGCAGUAGAAAAAACUAGGAAAGAAGCAAUGGAAGCUGAGCUCAAGGCAGCAGCAGCAAGGGAAGCAGCAGAAGCAGCAGCAAGGCAAGAAGCAAUGGCUGCAAGGCUUGAAUUUUCAGCAACACAAGCUCAUGAGGAGGUCAUGGAUGUGAUGGCCUUACAAGUAGUAGUACCAGAUGCCAGUAAUCAGACAACAAGAGCUAGGAGGUCCUUAUUUCCUGGAGAUACCCUCGAGGUUGAAGUGCAACCACCUAGGAAGAUGACUCCUAGGAAGAAGCAGUUGGGAACUAAGAUGAGGAAGACACCUCAGAAGAAAAGAGGAUCAAAGAAGAACUGAAUAACAUCACUCUUAUUGUUUUGCAGUCUUUUGAACAGCCAAAACUAGUUUUUGCAUGGCCUUAUUAUGUAAUGAUGGGCUGAAAACCACUCUGUAAUGGCCCAAGUUUCACAUGUUCUGGGUAAUGGCAUCCAAACACUAUGUAUGCCGACACAUUGCUAGAUAAUGGUCUGUAAUAGCACAAAACACUGUGUAUGCCCUGAAUUUGCUACCUAACAUUGGACAUGUACCUAUGAAAUGUUAUGAUUUAUGUUUUAAUUUGGAUUAAACUGUAUCAUAAAA